AAUCUAAAAGAGGUCGGCACAGAAUUGACCUUGGGUCUUUGAUGAAUGGCAUAUUCCCGGCGACUACUCUUGUUCGAUCGAAAAGAAGUCGAUUUACUGGACGGCGAAAGUCAGUUCUCUAAGUUGCAAGUAAGCUUUCUUUUGCUUUUAUUAUCUAAGUAAACAAAUACAGUCCAGUUGGAUUUGUCUCGCUAAAUUCACAUUAUUUUUUUUAAUGACUGGAUCAGUUUAUUUCGUUUCUCAAGUUAAGAAAGUAUAAAAUUGGCUUGCAUUCCAACACUUGUAUUCCAAUAACUCAUUGGGUUAUGGUAAUGGGGUGAAUCAUAAGCAUCGUAGAUCCAGUAACUUGUGCAUUGUUAUUGAACUGCAUGUUUUUUAUUUUCCUUAAAAUUUAGGGACCCUACCUAACAACAAACGAUUGGAAGAUUUCAGGAUACGACGAAAACUGUUAACACCAACUGCACAACAUAUGGUCGUGGUCACAUAUGGUUUGGGGAUUCUUAUGGCUUUGCAUGCCGUGUAGAUCGGGGCUUACACAUAACUUCAUUCCAAGCUCACGACAGCUGUGUUCACCUAAUGUAUCAAAUGAAGGAGCAUGAUUUGCUCAUAACUAUUGGUGAAGACAAAACAAAGGAGAUCAAUUUAAAAGUAUGGAACCUUACAAAAUGGACAAACAAAAUGACACCAUUUUGUUGUCGAGUUACAUCGGUAACUCCCUCUGGGCUUCCCCUUGCUUACGUUACUUGUUUGGCUAUAGACGAAGGUCUUCAUUAUAUGGUUUUGGGUCAUGUGAAUGGUAUAGUUCAGUUAUUUAAAGGAGAUAUCACUCGUGAAAGGCAGUGUAAACGUUCUAUUCUCUAUGAAUUUCUAUGUCCUGUCACUGGGUUAGGUUUAUACGUCCCGAAUCAUCAUUAUCAUCAGCGAAAUAAACAACAAAAUUAUGCGGAUAGUGAUCUUUCAAAUAUUAAUCAAUGUUUCGAUCCUAUUGUUUUUGCAGCUUCAGAGCAAAGUUUGAUGAGUUUCGUACUUGGUCAAAGAGAGAAAAUUAAAUAUAAGACUGUUCUGGACCGGUUUGGAGUACGACCUCACUGUACAACUAUGAUAUUUACUGAUGAUAUUACUGGAGCCAGUCCUCAGUUUGCUGUGGCAUGUUCAGAUGCUGUAUACUUCUACAAUUGGGAUGGUAGGGGACCUUGUUUAGCUACAGAUGGCGAAAAAAUUGCUUUAGAAACAUACAAAAAUUAUUUGAUUAUACUGAAAAAUACCGGAGAAUCACUAGUUAAUUCAUACAAUCCAUUUCUAAACUUGUCAUAUAAAAAUAAAGAUACAAAGAAAUCAUUGUCAUCCUCAUCGUCAGCUGUAGCAACAUCAACAAAUACUACUGCAACGACAACGGCGACAGGAACAACACUUUCACCACCGCUUCCAUCAUCUCAAUCAUUUAAUUAUAUCACUUCGGGUACAAUUGUUAUCCAAGAUUAUAAUAAUAAAUUUGUUGCUGGUGAAUUUCAUUUCAAUUACUUCAAAGCAUUAUUCAUUGAAUGGAAUGGUAUUUAUUUAUUGUGUGGAGAUGAAUGUUUCAAUCAGUCAGUAGAAGAGACAUUGAGUAAUAAAGAUGAGGAUGUUGUUGGAACGACUUCGAAAAUGAUUUGUUUAACUGAAAAAGAUACUCAAAUUAAAUUGGACAUGCUAUUUUCAAAAAAGAAUUUUAAUUUAGCUAUUGAGAUAGCUAAAUCUCAACAUUUUGAUGAAAAUGAAUUGGCUCACAUAUUUUGGCGUUAUGCUGAUCACCUUUAUAAACAAAAAGAUUAUGAUGCAUCUAUUCGUGAAUAUAUCAAAACAAUUGGUAAACUUGAAGCGUCAUUUGUUAUCCAGAGAUUUCUUGAAGGUAGUCACAUUAUUCAGUUAACUACCUACUUAGAAGCAUUAAAAGAACGAAACUUGUCAACAGGUGAUCAUUUAAUUUUACUCCUUAACUGUUAUUGUCGAUUGCAAGAUGUAGAUAAGAUAGAACAAUUUGUUAAAGCUCCUAUAAAUCCGAUGUUAGACAUAACAUCAGCUUUGCAUGUUUUAAAGCAAUCAAAAUAUAUUGAUGCCGCUGUUAAACUGGCUGGAAAUACUGACCGAUACAUAGACUCUAUAGGUCUUUUAAUAGAAGACUUAAAUGAUGGCAAAUCAGCACUUAAAAUGAUCAAUAAAUUGAAUUUCGAUGAAGCAUUGAAAUCUAUCAGUGAAUAUGGACAUCAGCUGAUCACUCGUUGUCCUGAAGACACAAUUAAGCUUUUGGACAAAUUAUGUGCUCAUCCGGAUGCUAGUCGAAUCAAUGUACAACACUUCUUGAAAGUGUUUGUCAAUAAUCCUAAAGGUUUAAUGCAGUUUCUUGAUCGUUACAUCAAUACGGCUUCACCUUCUAAAUUGGUUACAGGAGUUGUGGAUACAUUUUUAGAAUUAUUACUAUAUGAAGCCAAUCGAUUAGAAGCUGAUAAAUCAAUGACCAAUGAAGAGUCAGUUCAACUAUUCCAAAUGGCGAUGCAAUUAUUAUCGAAUAAUGAACUGCAUUACGAUGAAAAGAAAGCUCUAGUUAUUUGCCAUCAGCGAAAAUUUUACAAAGGUUGUAUUUAUUUAUGGGAGAAACAAAAGUUAUAUGAUCAAAUCCUUCGAUAUUACAUAUCACAAGAUAUGAAUAAAGAGAUAAUGAAUGUAUGUGAAGAUUGUGGUGAUCAAAUGCCUAAUUUAUGGCUUACUGCUUUGAUUCAUUACGCACACAAACCCGAACAUUCUGAUAUUCUUAAACGAGUCAUAGAUCAAGUGGACCGUUUAAAUCUGGCGACACCACUUGUUGUCCUACAGUUAUUGUGUGAUAGUGAUCCUGAACAUUGUUGUAAUGUUGGAACGAUACGUGAUUAUCUUUUACGCCACUUAGAAGGUGGUAGUAAUCGAAUUAACAGUAUGAAAAACGAAGUGGAUCGUCUUCGUAAGGAAACAAUGCAUAAUCGUGAAAUAGUACGUAAAUUAAACAAUCAAGUGAAAAUAUUUCAACAACAAAAAUGUCAGCUGUGUCAUCAAAGUCUGGACCCUCCAUCAAUUCAUUUUCUAUGUGAUCAUUCUUAUCAUAGGAUAUGCUUUGACAACUAUGCUUAUGGUGAUCAACAAUGCCCUCAAUGUGCACCUCAAAAUAAGAAGUUAUUGGCUGAAAUCAAUAAUACCUUGCCAAUUAAUAAAUCAUUAUCUGAAAAUGUUAAAGAAUCACCUGACCAAUUGUUAAUUCAACUGAAAACUGCAUUACAUCUGGCGAAAGAAAGAAAUCUUUCUAAAGAACAACCUCAUAAUAACAUUCCCACUACAACUUUGGCGACCGAUUUCAAUUCAUCACCAACUCAUUCUCCACUCCUAAGUAAAGCGCUAUCUAAUGUUUUAGCUCAGAGUUCUGGACUGUUAACUAAUCAAAGUAAAUCAAUCGGCAGUCAAAAUCUAAAAGAUAUAAAUCAUGAUGAUGUCUUGUCUGUAGAUAAGCAAUCCAUUGAAUCUUUGAAAGUUUCGACUUCUUAUAAGUCUCCAACAUUACCUGGAAACUUUUUGUCAAAUCGGACUACUUUGACUUCAACAAAUGCUAAAACUCCUUAUACUGCUAGUGAUUAUCACAGUUCUUCAACCAACCCUUUUGAAUUGGAAUCAUCUAUAUCUGUUGGUUAUUUCUCAUCUACUAAUCCAGCUCAAUCUGAUUUAUCUGUACAUAAACCACUAAAUCCAUUUGAUGAGCCCAGUGAUUCUCUCAAUUUUAAUAAUAAUGAUGAUGGUAAUGAAAACAUAACAUCUCAUUCAUUUAAUCGUAAAUCUGAACAUCAUGAGUCUCUAGAUCCGGGUUUCAAUGAAUCUCUGAUCGAUGAACAGCAACAACAACAAAAUCUUUCCAAGCCACGAUCGUCAAAUCCUUUUGAUUGGGAUUAAUACACGAGAUUAUGGCUUAAUUUCUGCACUAUCAUUGUUUUGAAAAGAAUUAUAGUUUCAUCGGUUUAAUUUUCUAAGUAUAUCUAUUUCAUUCACCUGUUUAACUUUUUUCAUUUCUAACCAUUAACAUUACUGCUGAUAAUCAUUCCUGUUUUCAAUUUCCUUCAGUUCUUCUAUGUGAUUUUAUUUUUUUUUCAUGAUGUUUACUUUGUAUUUCGUAAUUUUCUGACGUUUCUCUGGUAUUAAGCGUAACCAUAGUUUUAUUCCAGACUUCUCAAUAGAAAUGUUUAGAUCCAACCACUAAGUUGUAAAUUACUCCAGUAAUAUGAAUUUCUAAUCCUGUCAUGAAAAUAUAGUUGCUUACUUGUUAUUAAAAUUCCAUGAUGAUGCAAAGAGUUAUUUAAUUCUGUACUGCAAGUUUUCCCACAACUCAUACCUUCUUAACUCUAUUAUAUCGAACAAUGGUUCAGCUGUGCUAGGGCGGGCUUUCAAAAUUAAGCCUCAAAAGACUCACACAGUCAGGUCUCUGUAACUUGAUUAUCUUCCGAGUCUACAAAGUAAAAUACAUUUAAUGCUUUUGAUAAUGACAUCUUCAAUUCAUAGAGUUUAUCAAAUAAUUGUUCCGAAAGGGACAUCUAACUGACCAACAAAUGUUCGACGAGCUAUUCCAAAACAUGACCUGUGACAAAUUUUUACAAAAGCAUAAGAACCUCCAAGGAAUCGCAGCUGCUUGUAACACACGACAUACUAUGAAAAUCUCCUGAUUCGUAUUUCAACUAUUGCACAGUACUCUUGUAACUGUGUUUUGCAUUCCUUGAUCUUGCUUGUAUUAUUUGAUUUGAAUUAGGAAUUAUUUUUAAUGUCGGGGCUCCGACUGUAGGUCUUCCAGGAUUACUGCCGGCCUCAGGCUCGGGUAAAAGAGAAGGGUUGGGCAGGAGGUCAGCAUCCUCCAUCCUGUGGAAAACAAACUUGCUUAAAAACACUAACCAGAAUGAGCAACUUAAACUUUGCCCUCCGAGUUGAGGGAGGAAUUAUGACACAUGGUGAAGGCCAAAAUUUUUCGAAGGUCACGAGACCGGUACAUGGGAUGUCCGCACGAUGUGGGACGCCGAGAGGACUAACUAAAUAACUAAUAAAAUGAGGAGAUAAAACUUGGAAGGCGUUUGGCAGUGUGGAUAGGAGAAACUUCCUCAACACUAUUGUGUGAGUAGCUGAGAAAAUAGUCAGCAUCAUCCGGGAUUCAUACAACGAAUUACACUACAAAGUCGUGUAUGG
This is a messenger RNA of Schistosoma rodhaini, 5223 nucleotides long. Lineage: Eukaryota; Metazoa; Platyhelminthes; Trematoda; Strigeidida; Schistosomatidae. The record is from the annotation of a GenBank genome assembly.